This is a messenger RNA of Alligator mississippiensis (American alligator), 7071 nucleotides long. RefSeq names its product protein tyrosine phosphatase receptor type E (gene PTPRE). Gene Ontology annotation, molecular function: protein tyrosine phosphatase activity. NCBI's taxonomy places the organism in Eukaryota, Metazoa, Chordata, Crocodylia, Alligatoridae. The coding region runs from base 310 to 2397 and encodes 695 amino acids. Gene Ontology annotation, biological process: protein dephosphorylation. The transcript has 22 exons. The record is from RefSeq and is a predicted model, not a curated record.
GCGCCUCUGGUUUCCAUCGGGAAUUGUUGCUGCGGGCGGUGCGAAGUUGUGGAGCCAGGAUUAAAAAGUGGUGGCCCGCCAGCGGGCGGUUUGACUUGGAAAUCCGUUUUGUAGCGGAUGGUAAAGUCUCCGCCACAGCGAAAGAGGAUUGAGUUAUGUCCAGGGACAGGAUCAACUUCAAACACAUGAUUUGCUGCACAUAUCCUCUGUCUUUGUGGAAACCAGACAUUUCUCCUCAGGACUGUCUAUGAACAUUAGAGGAGAUCUAUUCAAUAAACCACAUUUGACUCUGAGCACAAAAGAUCCAGGAUGGAAUAUUUGUGUUGGUUGUUGCCUGUUUGUAUUAGUUUUCUACUGGUUGGAGCUUCACUGGCCAAUGAAACUGUAUCAUCAAAUAAUACAACAAGACCUCCAGAUGGGAACAGUUCACAACAGCAACUACUCACUUCAUCAUUGAUCCUGCUUACUAUGUUCAUCAUUUUCAUUCUUCUGACUGGCUGUUUUUGCAGGUUCAGGAAGCAUAGGAAAGCAGUUGUGAACACCAGUGACAAAAAAAUGCCAAAUGGAAUCUUAGAAGAGCAAGAGCAGCAAAGGGUGAUGCUGCUCAGCAGGUCUCCCUCAGGCCCAAAGAAAUACUUCCCAAUUCCAGUGGAGAAUCUGGAGGAAGAAAUCAGGAUAAGAUCUGCAGAUGAUGGGAAGCUGUUUCGGGAAGAAUUUAAUUCAUUAACAGCAAGCUAUGUGCAAGGAACAUUUGAAAUGGCAAACAAAGAAGAAAAUAGAGAGAAAAAUAGAUACCCCAACAUCCUUCCUUAUGAUCAUUCCAGAGUGGUAUUGACUCAAAUGGAUAGUAUUGCAUCAUCAGACUAUAUUAAUGCUUCGUAUAUAGAUGGUUACAAAGAAAAGAAUAAAUUUAUAGCAGCUCAAGGCCCUAAACAAGAAACAGUUAAUGAUUUCUGGAGGAUGAUUUGGGAACAGAAGUCAGCAACUAUCGUUAUGUUAACAAACUUGAAAGAGAGAAAAGAGGAUAAAUGUUAUCAAUACUGGCCUGAUCAAGGAUGCUGGACUUACGGAAAUAUCAGAGUUUCAGUAGAAGAUUGCAUAGUUCUUGUGGACUACACCAUUCGCAAGUUUUGUAUUCAGUCACAGCUUCAUGAUGGCUGUAAAGCUCCAAGGCUUGUAACACAGCUUCACUUUACCAGCUGGCCUGAUUUUGGAGUGCCUUUCACACCCAUAGGGAUGCUGAAGUUUCUAAAAAAAGUCAAAACACUGAAUCCUUCACAUGGUGGACCAAUUGUGGUUCAUUGUAGUGCUGGUGUAGGUCGAACAGGCACAUUUAUUGUGAUAGAUGCCAUAAUAGAUAUGAUGCAUUCUGAACAGAGAGUUGAUGUUUUUGAGUUUGUCGCAAGAAUCCGUAAUCAACGCCCACAAAUGGUUCAAACUGAGAUGCAGUAUUCAUUCAUAUAUCAGGCAUUGUUGGAAUACUACCUUUACGGUGACACAGAACUAGAUGUGUCCUCCUUAGAAAAGCACCUACAAACAUCACACAGUACAACUCCUAAUCUUGGACAAAUGGGGCUAGAAGAAGAAUUUAAAAAAUUAACAAAUGUUCGGAUAAUGAAAGAAAACAUGAGAACUGGCAAUCUGCCAGCAAAUAUGAAGAAAGCCAGGGUCAUCCAGAUAAUUCCAUAUGACUUUAACAGAGUGAUUCUUUCAAUGAAAAGAGGUCAAGAGUAUACAGACUAUAUCAAUGCUUCCUUCAUAGAUGGUUACCGCCAGAAGGAUUAUUUUAUUGCAACCCAAGGACCACUUCCUCAUACAGUGGAAGACUUCUGGAGAAUGGUGUGGGAAUGGAAAUGUCACACGAUUGUUAUGCUUACAGAAGUUCAAGAAAGGGAGCAAGAAAAAUGUUUUCAGUACUGGCCAUCAGAGGGCUCUGUUAUUCAUGGAGAUAUAAAUAUAGAAAUAAAAAAUGACAGUCUCAUAGAUGCCAUAAGUAUAAGGGACUUCAUCAUCACAUACAAUCAGACUCAUCAGGAGAAGCAAAGCAGACUCGUCCGCCAGUUUCAUUUUCAUGGAUGGCCUGAAAUUGGAAUUCCAGCUGAAGGAAAAGGAAUGAUUGACCUUAUUGCAGCUGUCCAAAAACAGCAGCAGCAGACAGGAAACCAUCCAAUUACUGUGCAUUGCAGUGCUGGAGCUGGAAGAACAGGUACUUUCAUAGCACUCAGUAAUAUUCUGGAACGCGUAAAAGCUGAAGGGCUGUUAGAUGUAUUUCAAGCUGUGAAGAGCUUACGACUGCAAAGGCCACACAUGGUGCAAACACUGGAACAGUAUGAAUUCUGCUACAAAGUGGUACAAGAUUUCAUUGAUAUAUUUUCUGAUUAUGCUAAUUUUAAAUGAAAUUUCCUGCCUUAUUUUUUUAAUUUAAUAGCCAAUGUAUAUAUUUGUAAAUCUUGUUAAUUUAUUUCAUAUUUGUCAUUCUGAUUCUUGACUCAUACCAUUAAUGGUAUUACUUUGCAUUUUGUUUUCAAAGUUACAUUUGCUGCAUAAACUUGUAAGUUGAUGAAGCAGAUAUCUUUUAAAAUUAAGCGUUCAUGCACAAUACAUCCAUGUGGUAUAAGAUGUUAUAUACAUCUUUAUUCUAAAUAACGGUAAAAUCUUCAAUUUUGCCUUUAUUGAAUUUUUUAAUUAAAAUACGUCAAUGAUUAUUUUUCCUUGGUUAGCAGCCUUUACAUUUUCCAAAGCUGUUUUAUUUUCAUAUAGAAAACUGAAUCAUAGCAAAUAUUCUUAUUUGACCCAGGACCUUCUCACAUUGAAGUCAGUAGCAAAAAAUUGAUUUUAUCAAGUCAUAUUCUGAUACCCUUAGUUGCACUGAGUUUCAGCUUGCUUCAUGAAUAGCUUCACUAGAGGCAACUACACAUUUUACAGGGUAAAGUGCUAUUCACUGGGUGCAUCUACACGUGAAAUUAAGGUGAAGCAAUGAACUCUGCACCUGUCUGAGCCAGACUAGACUGCUCCUGGGCCCUUAAUUCAAGCUGGGGUGGAGCAGGCCUGGGCUGGCAGGGGACACAAGGGGUCAGCCCCAGGCUCCAGGUGGCAGCAUCAAGCAGCAGAGGAGCUGGGGGCUGACCCCUAUCUUAUGAUGGAGUUAAUUAGUUUAAUGCACAUGUACAGUGAUGCUUUGCUAAUUAGUCUUCUCCACAGUAAAGUGCACAUGUAGAUGCACCUACUGUGAAGAUGUCAGAAUUUGGCCCUUACCAUGUAAUAAUGUACAAUUCAACUUUAAUAUAAAUAUUGACAGCAAUGUGUUUUUUUUCCAUAGCCCAUAUAUAGUAGGUAGUAGGGGUGUGCGAAACAGACCCGAUUCGGAUUUGGCCCAAAUCAGGGACAGUGAUUUGAUUCAUUGAUUCAGAUCACUGUCCCUGAUUCUAUUCGGCCAAAUCUGAAGAUUCAAUGCUGAUUCGGAGAACCAGUGAUUCAGCCAUAGACGCAGCUUUGAAUGUUUUUCCUACAUACCUCAAGGAACCAGGCGCAGCUCAUGAACAUUGUGAUGUUGGGGCGGAUGGAGCGUGUUUCCCCCCCACCCUGCAUGCUUGGCAGGAAACCCAGAAGUGGACUGGAAGUACUUCUGGGUCCACCAGGGAGUGUGCUGCCCCCCCGCCCCCCCCCCCAGCUCAGUGAUUGGUCAUGGGGGGGAUUCUGAGUACCCCCCCAGACCCAGGAGUCACCAGUUGCCAAGCUGGGGUGCGUGGGGUGGCCCCCUGGCAUGCUCUCCGGCGGACCUGGAAAUACUUCUGAUCCACUUCUGGGUCUCCUGCCGAGCACACUGGGGAGCCCCCCAUGCUUCUGUUGGAUAGUCUAUGUGCCCAGCAUCACAGCAUUCACAAGCUGCCUGCUACCUGGAGGUAUGUAGAAGAACAUUUAAAGCUGUGUCUAUGUCCAAAUCUUUCUGAAUCUCUCUGAAUCGAUUCAGAGGGUUCCGAUUCAGAGAUCAGAUCCCAUGGCACUUUUACAUGUGUGUGUGUCAGGGGCCUUAGAUAUGAAUCAGUGUAAAUUGCUUCAUUUAAACGUGGUCUUAAAUGUCCAUUUUAUUUUGCUUUUAUUUAAAUGGAAUGCAACUUUUUAAAAUGUUCCUUUUCAAAAUAAAUACAGUAUUUUAAUUUAUGGGUAAGGUUUUUUCACUAUUUUGAGAAUCUUUUGCACAUCAGAAGACUAAAUUCAGCUGCAAAUAUUUUUGCUACCCAUGAGCUUCUGCCAACUAUUUCAAGGGAUUUUUUUUCUUUUGUCACAAGCAUAUAUAUGUUUGAUAAACUGUGUUAUGAUGUGUAUAGUUAUAGGGGGAGAGAAAGAGAAACUUAUAAUCUCUUUACUUGAACAAGCAACAAGGUAAACACAAACAUCUGUUAUUAAGUGUUGAGAAACAUUUUAAUAGGGAAAUGCCACUUGUAUCAAUAGUAAACUAUUGAUAGGAAGAAGCUCUUAUAAACCGUUCCUAAAAUAUCCUCUCCCCAUUUAAAAAGGAAGUCUUUCCUUAAUCUAAAAAAGUAUGUGUAUAUAGAUAUAUUUUUAAUGAAAAUACUAUUGAAAAGCCUUAUUACUAAGAAAAAUAAAUAAAAUCUUUAUUAUAACCCUGAACAGGAUUUACUUUGGGGGUUGGAAACACACAAGGCAUCUGAAUGUUGAAAUAUUUUUAAAGCAGCUUUCCCACUCUUUAAAAGGCUUACCUAAAUUUAAUGAGCACAAAAAUAAGUAAUUUACAUAAGUAUCUAAUAUGCAAUAGGUCUGUCAUUUUCAAUUGGUUGACUUUCUACUGAAAACGUAAAAGCCUUAUUUAAAAAUAAACUGAUCUCUUCACAUUUAUUCUUGCACUAUUUUGUUCCAUGUUCAUUUAUGUCUGGAAAUAAGUAAAGUUAUGCUUUUAAUAACACAAAGGAUAACAAAGGUGUUCACACCUCUUCGUUUAUUACAUAAUGAACAGAAAAAGGUUUGGGUUAAAAGUUUUUAAGCACACUGUGUUGAACACUGCCAUUUACUGCUUGUUGUCUUCCCAGUAAUGCACUUCUGUAUAUUUAUUUGUACAGUAAUUAUGCACUUAACAACUGCAGCAGUUUUGUUGCUUGACUAAACAUUUGAUGUGAGUUGUUAUUAAUGGAUACAUUUAAAAUGAAGAAGUCUUCAUUUGACUAUAGAAAAAUGUUAAAUAAGCUUUCAAUUUUGGCAUGUUUUGAAAGUAUAAAAUGUAUCAAAAUAAAAGCCAUGAAAUAAACUGAGUUACAAAAAGCCAGUACCAUUUGUAAUACAGGGAACAACUAAGUAUGGUACAGAUUUGAUGCUGAUAAAACACUUUAUUUCAUUUCUCAGUCAGGAUUAUUCUGUACAGUAAUUCUCAAAUGACUGUCCAGUCAUGUUUUAAAUGGCACAAAUAAAUGGAUUCCUGAGGCAAUCUAUUCUAUAGUGACAACAGAUCUCACUGUAAGGAGUUUCAUGAUAUUCACCCUACAUUUUUAUUUAACAAUCCUAUGUUAUCUUGUUAUGCCCUGUGAAUGACCUGUCUGUAAUGUUCCAUGGGUUUACCUGGAUGGUAUCUUACAUCAGUAAUAAUGCAAUGAAAUCUGCUAGCUCAGACUUAUGUAAAAAUUACCACACUAAAUGCAGGGUAAUUCCAAGUGGACAUAUGCCUUUCCAGAGCAUAUGUCUAAUAAAGCAGCAGGUUAAUAAUCUCUAAAUGCUCAAAGUAUCAGGUACUAAAACCAAUAGUUUGAUUACAAUUAGCUAAAAUACCAAGGGAUCAGGAUUUUUGUGGGUAGUAUCUUUUAUUGAGUCAACUGCAUGGUUGCGAUAGACUUAGACAAGCUUUGUACCCUUUUUUGAAUGCACUGCAUUUGAAAGCUUGUCUAAGUCUAUUCCAGCCAUAAAGUUGAUACAAUACAAGAUAUCACCCACAAAAGUCAUUGCCUCUCACAUGUCUUCUGGACCAUUAUGGCUGCAUCACUACCAAACUAGGAAGAAAUUCCUGCUGCUGUUAUAAGGAUUCAUAGAUUCUUAGAUUCUAGAGUCAGAAGGGACCCAAUGGAGCAUCGUGCCCAACCCCCUGCCCCUGGCAGGAAAGAGGACCAAGGUCAGACAACCCCAGCCAGGUGAUUGUCAAGCCUUCUCUUGAAGACCUCCAAGUUAGGUGAUAGCACCACCUCUCUUGGAAGCCCAUUCCAGACUCUGGCCACCUUUAUUGUAAACAACUUCUUCCUAAUGUCUAACCUAAAGAUGUCUGAAGUAUAAAAGAAAUCCCCAUAAAAUAUUUCAAAAGUCAUAAAUAUGGCUAAACAAUGACAUUUCUUGCUAUAAUUUAGAAAGCUUGUUUUCCAUUUUUUUUUAGUCAAAUAAAGCUGUUUUAUUUAAUACAACAAUCUAAUAGGUAUGUAUUAAGGAUUAUUUCUUUUACAUUUUCUAUGUUGCAUGGAAUUGCAUUAAAAUGCCAAAUAGGGAUUAGAAAAUGUACAUUCUGAUCUACAUGCAUUAUUGGUCACUAUGUGACUGACUUGACUGUCUAUUUUUAUGUGUUACAUUAGACUCCAGUUCACCAAAGUAUUUAAGCACAUGCUGUAAGUCCAUUUCUAUUCAAUAAAACAUUUAAUAUGGGCUUAAGUCUGGCUGGUUUCAUUUUUCCGGAAGCAUGUACUUCUAAGUGCUUUGCUGAAUUGAGUCCUUAACAAAAAAUGCAUACUGUAAUUACAAGUGUUUUUAAAAAUAUUUUUACGUAUCUGUUUUUUAAACUUUUAAAAUGAGCCUGGCCACCUGUGUGUUGAAUAUUUUGAAAUGUUUUCAUUUCCCUAGUAUCAUUUUUAAUGUAAAGAAGUUACUGAAACUUUUCUGUAAAACCAAACUGUAUUUAAUUUGUCAAAUCUUUAUAAAAUAUGUAUGUAUUAUACAAUUUCAGCUACUAUUGAUAUUUUCUUUUAUUACAUUUAUAAUUUGAUCUUGCUGUGUUUAUAAUGCCAGUGAAUGUUGCUGAAUUAUUUGUAUAUGCAAAUUGCAAGAUCUAAUACAUUCUGAUGCAAGAACAAAGCUUCGUUUUCA